CUCUCUGAAGAUGUAGUGAACCAAAUGAAAGCAUCUCCUCAAGGAAAAAGGGACACCCAGAGCUCAGCCCGUUCAUCCAAUGGCACAGCUCCAUCUUCACUGGCUGAAGAAGGGAAACCCAAACCUCCUACAGGAAUCCAGCCACCAAUGGCAAAUGACUCUGGUCAGAAGUCUUCUGCAGCAGAGCAGGAUCUGUACAGGAGGUACGAGCAAGAACAGGCACUGGUCCAAGAGGAGUUGCUCCGGCUGGCCAAAAGAGAAAGGGAGGCAGCCAGUGAGGUCUUGAGCACGGCUCUGCAGCGGGAAAGGGGCAACACGAAUGAAGAGAGGCAGAGGGCAGCCCAGCUGCCCGCGGAUUUGGACGCCUGGGCCGUGGAGCUGCAAGGCAGGGAGGCAGAGCUGAAGAGGCAAGAAGCCUUCUAUAAGGAGCAGCUGGCCCGCAUUGAGAGGAAGAAUGCUGAGAUCUACAAGCUGACAUCGGAGCAGUACCAGGAGGCAGCCACCAAGGCAGAGGAGUUGAUAAAGAGGAGGAACACUGAUCCUGUCUGUGCAAGCCUGCAGUCUGAGAUUCUGAAGUGCUACCAAGAAAACAAACAUGAAGUGCUGAAAUGCUCGGAGCUGGCUAAGGAAUAUCAGCGCUGUGUUAGUGCGGCUCAGAAG
Messenger RNA from Merops nubicus (carmine bee-eater), 660 nucleotides. RefSeq names its product coiled-coil-helix-coiled-coil-helix domain-containing protein 6A, mitochondrial-like. Gene Ontology annotation, cellular component: MICOS complex; mitochondrion. Gene Ontology annotation, biological process: cristae formation; DNA damage response. The transcript has 7 exons. Lineage: Eukaryota; Metazoa; Chordata; Aves; Coraciiformes; Meropidae. The annotation marks the transcript as partial. The record is from RefSeq and is a predicted model, not a curated record.